AUGGCAAAGCAGGAGGCUGCCCCGCUGCCGCUCGCCAAACCUACCAACAACCUCUUCCCGCCGCCAGCACCAACAACCACCACCACAAAGGGCCUCGCUGCCAAAACGCCCGUUCGCCCAACACCACGCGACAGGGGCCGCCCCCGCCCGCUCGUUCAGGGAGGACACACCCCCUCCAGGGGGACCCACCGCCCUCGCCGCACCGCGGUCUACCGCUCUGUGGACUCCCCGAGCCUCGCUGCCUCGCCUCAGAGGCCCUCUAAGGAGGCGGCGGAGGGGAGGAAGGAGGGCCCGACCAGGGCCUGCCUGCCUGGACGACAACCAACCCCGCCCGGGGACGGCGGGGAGCCGACCACGCUCGGGAUACCCGUCCGCGGCCGCGAGGGAGCCCGCCCACCGAGGCCUCGCUCGCCGGCCCCGGCGCCGCCCGCCCGCCAGCCAGCCAAACGCCAGCGACCCCCCUUCGUCCCCAUACACUUGUCGCCGCGGCCGUUCCGCCCCCACCACCCCAAACAGGCCGCCCUCUCGCCCGCCCGGACCCAGGCCUUGCCCGCGCUCCCGGACGCCCGGGAGGCCCGGGAGCGCGCAGCCCGGCUGCGGCCCGCAACACAGCAGGGCGAAGCUGCUCGGAGGCAGGGAACGUGCUGCACGGCCGGACCAAGAGGCCAAGAGGCGAGGGCCAGCGUGCGCGGGUGGUCGAAAAAAGGGGCCUUGCCCGCUCGCAAGGCCAACGGCAACGGCGGCAAGCGACCGUCCGCACACGGACUGCCUGCCGUCCUUCCGUCGUCCGUCCGUACAGUCCCCCUCGGCCGCCGAGGGGCAUUCAUCCCCUCGCGCUGGCCCCGCAAAACCAGGACGGCAUGCUGCGGCUGUGCUUGCCUGCUUCCCUCCUCCGCCAACAAAUGCGGCCACAGCCAGCUCGCCCCUUUACCCGCUAAACCACCGCCACGCACGGGGAAAGCGGCGGCGGCGGUGCCCUGCCGGCCUCCACAGACUAAACUGCGGCAACGCCAGCUCCCCCCCUUACCGCGAACCACCGCCACGCCCGGGGAAGGCGGCGGCGGCGGCGGUGCCCUGCCGCCUGCCUCUCACACAUCCACUGCGGCCACAGCCCAGCUGAUCCCCUUGCCGGCAAACCACGCCACCGCCGGGGAAGGGGCGGCGGCGGCGGCG
Molecule: messenger RNA, 1173 nt
Organism: Penaeus indicus
Lineage: Eukaryota; Metazoa; Arthropoda; Malacostraca; Decapoda; Penaeidae
Product: serine/arginine repetitive matrix protein 1-like
Exons: 3
Source: RefSeq, a predicted model, not a curated record